Messenger RNA from Fragaria vesca subsp. vesca, 591 nucleotides. Its product is annotated as disease resistance response protein 206-like. The record is from RefSeq and is a predicted model, not a curated record. The coding region runs from base 1 to 591 and encodes 196 amino acids. The transcript has a single exon. Lineage: Eukaryota; Viridiplantae; Streptophyta; Magnoliopsida; Rosales; Rosaceae.
AUGGCUAGAAUCCUUUCCACCUCAGCCUUCUAUUUGCUCAUAAUAUUUUCCCUCACCCUGUCUUUGUUUUCCAUGAUCUUGGUUUCUGCAGAAGAUCAUGAGUUUGAGAAAUCCAUGGACCUCAAGCUUCUUGGUUUGAAAAAAGAAAAGCUCACCCAUUUUCGCAUGUAUUGGGACGAAGUUGUUGAUGGUCCGAAUCCCUCUGCCAUAACAAUUGUGCAACCAUCCAACUCCUCCCAAACAACAUUUGGCCUCGUAAGAAUGUUCGACAACCGGCUCACCCUAGGCCCCGAACGGAGCUCGAAACUUCUGGCAAGGGCUCAAGGGUUUUUUGGAUCUGCUUCACAAGAAGACGUUAGCCUGCUUAUGGCUCAGAACUUUGCUUUCAUUCAGGGCAAGUAUAACGGUAGCACCAUAACCCUGAUGGGGAGGAACACAGUCUUCGACAAAGUGAGGGAGUUGUCUGUGAUAGGAGGAAGUGGACGUUUCAGGUUUGCUAGGGGUUAUGCUUUAUUAACAACUACGUCGUUGAAUCUCUCUAUAAGUCCCGAUUCUAUAGUGGAAUAUAAUAUCUACGUCUUGCACUAUUGA